Messenger RNA from Cuculus canorus (common cuckoo), 5289 nucleotides. It is a transcript of the gene SGO2, whose product is annotated as shugoshin 2. The record is from RefSeq and is a predicted model, not a curated record. Lineage: Eukaryota; Metazoa; Chordata; Aves; Cuculiformes; Cuculidae. Gene Ontology annotation, cellular component: chromosome, centromeric region. The transcript has 10 exons. The coding region runs from base 1647 to 5198 and encodes 1183 amino acids.
UUUUUUCACCAGGGUCACAGAGCACUCAAGAGACAGUUUCAGCUUUCUACUACUGAAGCUCGAUCUAUCGUUGCUUCAUGUCCCGAUUGUCAAGGCCAACAUUUUCCAACAGUUUAUGGAGUAAAUCCUAGAGGCUUACAGGCCCUACAAAUUUGGCAAACUGAUAUAACUCAUAUUACAGAAUUUGGCCGACAAAAGUAUGUACAUGUAUCAAUUGAUACUUUUUCUUCUGUCAUUAUUGCUACUGCACAUACUGGAGAAACAGCAAAAGAUGCUAUUAGGCAUUGGCAAAAAGCCUUCGCCAUCUGUGGUGUUCCUCAACAAAUUAAAACUGACAAUGGUCCCGCUUAUGUUUCUGGGCGAGUGAAAUCAUUUUUACAGUCUUGGGGUGUCAGCCAUGCUACAGGUAUUCCUCAUUCCCCCACUAGUCAGGCACUUGUAGAACGUGCCCAUGGUACACUUAAGUGCCUUUUACAAAAACAAAAGGCAGGAAUGUCUGGGGAAUCACCUGAAGCAAGGCUGAACAAGGUGAUGUAUGUAUUAAAUUUCUUAACUAUCAAUGAGGAACAUCAGAAUCCCCCAAUGAUUCGACAUUUUGAAUCCUUGAAGUCUACCACAGCUAUCUCUGAUGGAGUGAAGGUUCAAGUGAAGGACCUUCAAAGUGGUCAGUGGUCAGGCCCAUGCAAGCUAUUAACUUGGGGUCGAGGAUAUGCUUGUGUUUCCACAGAUGAAGGACCUCGGUGGUACCCUGCUCGUUGUGUUCGCCCUGCUGUGGAUAAGCCACGGAGGCCACGUGUGGAGAAUCAAACAGCUGGAGAUGAGCGUGAUGGAUAGCCCUUGCUAACAUCAAAGAACUGCCAUAACAACUGGAGUAUAAGUCGUAUAUCGGAACCACAGAUUAGAGCUGUUAGGAUCAGUAGAAGUGGAGCAUAAGUCAUGUACUGGAAUCACAGAUUAGAGUUUUUAGGAUUAGUAGAAAGAGAGUAUAAGUCAUGUACUGGAAUCACAGAUUAGAGCUGUUAGGAUCAGUAGAAACGGAGUAUAAGUCACUGUUUGCAUACUUUUCAGAUGCACCUACAAUGUUACUCAGCGUGGUCAAGUAUUGAUGCUGCUUUGCUUCCCUGUUUCAAGAAUGGUCAAAUCUCUGCUACUUUGGAGCUGCCUCCAUCCCUGCCUGCCCUUGCAUUUGAGACAGGGAGACACUGCGAACACCGCCACGUCUGUCAGCGCAGCCCACUCCGCACACAGCGCGCUGUCGCCUCCACGAGAACGAACAGCGUAACAGCGUCUGGAAAAACACUAUUUGAAAAAAACACCGCUAUAAAAAAUAAACACUCUAUCAGAGGGAUGUUCUGUCCAAUUUAAAAAAAAACAGUUACUUGGAUGAACUUUACUUUAGCUUAAAUCAAAAUACUCCCUUUUUUGAAAUAGUAACUACUUUCUGUACUGUGAUCUUUCAGAUCCCUCCACCCCGGACCACUCCGCGGCUCGCAGCGCGCGCGGGGCCGCUGCAGGGGGCGCUGCAGGGGGCGGAGCACGCGCGGAAAGCCGCGACCGUUUGUGUUCAAAAACCUCCGUGCGGGCGGGGCGGCGCUUGCUCGCUGCCCCCGGGAUCCGGCUGCGGGCUGGGGUCCCCGCGGAGCGCCAUGGCAUCUUGGAAGGAUGCUCAACCGUCCUUCAGCCUGAGUGGUGUGAGGGAGCGGAUGUUGGAGAAGAAGAAUGGUGCCUUGAGGACUGCGAAGUUGAAUGCUUCACUUGCAUCAAAAAUCAAAACGAAAAUCAUUAAUAACUCCUCCACUUUUAAAAUCUCCCUGAAGCACAACAAUAAAGCACUGGCCCUGGCCCUCAAUGCGGCGAAAGUCACUGUGCAGCAGCUCACUCAGGAGAAGAUGAUCUUAAAGAAGGAGGUGGACCAGUGCCACAUCCAGAAUGCUCUGCUGCAGCAUCGGCUCUCCUUCCUGAAUGACACCAUGACAGAACUUGAAAGGCUUUUGGCUUCAGUUAAGAUGGCUUGUCUCUCUGAGUUCCAUACAAGUUUUGCAUCCUUGUCCAAUGGCCAUAAGAGCAGCAUGGCUGAAGAUAGCUGGGCCGAUGAUAUUGCAGAUGGUCAGCUUGUGAGGGCUGCAGGGAUGCCAUUGAGGGUUCCCAUUUCCAGGCUGUGUGAUGCAGGACAGCAAGGUGGCAUCUCCACAGCAAUACAGACAUCCUCGCUAGACCUUCAGAGACCUGCUACUAAUGAGCCCCUGGAAAUUGUGCCUGUUGCCUCCAAAGACACUUUGCCACCUGCUGAGCAGCCUCAGUCACACGAGGAAGAGAAUGGGAAGAAGCUGACUGAAACAAUGGAAGCACAGGAGGCUUUUGUUGGGUCUUGCAUCUUUGGAGAGGCCUUGUGUACCACCCAACAAGAUCCCAACAAUUUGCCAGCGCGUGCCUGGGAAAGUCAUCCCCUUUUAUGUGAGGGCAGUGAGAUGGCAAAACAUCUCUUUGAUCGUCUCUCACAAGGGCAUGUUACUCAGAGGAGAAAGCGUUCCACCCUUUUUGCAACAAGAGCUUCAUCUUCUCUUGUGGAUAUCAUCCCACAUGCCAGUUCCACUCAGGCAGCUCAGUGGAGUAUCACAGAGGACAGCAGCAGCUCCAGCAAGAGUGACACACAGCCACAGCUGAAAUCUCCCAGCUCCCUGGUUUCCCCUACUCAAACCACUGUUACUACUGAUAAAAAAUCUUUGGCUAAAGAGAUUUUCUGUGAUCAGCUACAGGCUAAAGAAACUGGGUGUGGUGAAAUGGAUCUCGGGUAUAGCAGAGUCCCUGAGUUUGUUCCUGUAAAGGUUAAAAGCAAGGGUAAUGGUAAAACUGGUGAGAAAAAAACUGUUAAAAAAGCAAGCAUGAGUAAAAAAAAACCAAAUGCAAUUAAAAACUAUGCAGAAAGUAGUUAUCUGCCUCAAGAUGAAAACAGUGCUCAAAAUGUAAAGAAGCUUCUUCAGCCAGAAGUUGCAACAUGUUCUGUUGAGUCUGAAGUUUCUGAGAUGGGGCAGAAGGCUUGUGUGGAGGCUUUGAACAGGAAGAACAGAGGCUGUGGUGUUGAUCAGGAUUCCUGCUCUGCUGAUGAAGUCCAAGAUCUCAGAAGAACAAAUGUGGUGGAUCCAGCACAGCCACAGCUGCAGAGUCUCCAAGGUGGUGACUUACUGCAGCAGGUUAUGAAGGGAGCCACUUUUGAGGUCCAGACUAUGGAGAGCUCAUCAGAAAGCCCAGUUGGUACCUUCUCAAGUCAUGAAGUUCCCUCAGAUGAUUUGAGUUUACAAAAUACACUUCUCUUGAGGAAAGAGACCUCAAAUGCCUGUGCUUUGCAAAAGGACUCAAGUAGGAGCACAAAGAGCAUCAGACAGAAAACCAACAGAAGAACUAGAGUAAUUAGGCAAAAAGACAAGUCUGAUGAGGAGAAUCUGCCAAACAGUGUGAAAAUACCAGGGGCCAAAGCAGAAGAACAGCCUAAGAAAAGGCAGUCAGAAAGCCCAGUUGGUACCUUCUCAAAUUACAAAGUUCCCUCAGAUGAUUUGAGUUUACAAAAUACACUUCUCUUGAGGAAAGAGACUUCAAGUACUUGUGCUUUGGAAGAGGACUUAGGUGGGAGCACAAAGGGCAUCAGACAGAAAACCAACAGAAGAACUAGAGUAAUUAGGCAAAAAGACAAGUCUGAUGAGGAGAAUCUGCCAAACAGUGUGAAAAUACCAGGGGCCAAAGAUGAACAACAGCCUAAGAAAAGCCAGUCAGAAAGCCCAGUUGGUACCUUCUCAAAUUACAAAGUUCCCUCAGAUGAUUUGAGUUUACAAAAUACACUUCUCUUGAGGAAAGAGACUUCAAGUACUUGUGCUUUGCAAGAGGACUCAGGUGGGAGCACAAAGAGCAUCAGACAGAAAACCAACAGAAGAACUAGAGUAAUUAAGCAAAGAGACAAGUCUGAUGAGGAGAAUCUGCCAAACAGUGUGAAAAUACCAGGGGCCAAAGAUGAACAACAGCCUAAAAGAAGCCUGACAAGCAGGAAGAAGACUGUCAGGAAAAGUAAUUGUAGUGAUCAGAGAAAUGAAGUUGAUUUUGGGCCAUGUAUAGAUGUUCAAGAAAUGGCCAAGGAGAGCACAAAGGAUUCACUGUGUAAUCCUAAACAUAUCAGGAAAACUUAUGUUGUCCAUCCUUUGGAUCUUGCAGGAAACUUAGUUUGUGUCCAGACAGAUUUUGAAGGGGGUGAAAUUGUACCUCAUGUGUCUGUUCCAGGGAGAAAAGCUAGCAAAAUUCCCAGACUUGAGGGUAUGGGAGCUGCUCAGAGCAAUAAAAAACUGAUGGGGGGCCUUCAAGAAAAGCAGCAACCUAGAGUUGACAGCAUGAAUGCUUUGAAAAAAGAAGCUUAUCCCAAACCGAAGUGUCAGUGGAAGAGUAACACCUCUAGUCCAUCAGAGGCUGAUUCCCUGGCCACACAAAGUGAUGGUACCAAGGUGCUCAUUGGAAGUUCAGCAGAACUUGCAUCCAAGCGAACUGCCCUGACGGGUAAAUUUUCCUGGAUUACACAUCUGCUGUCUGAGCCAGAUGCCUUCCUGCAGGAGCAGAUAGCUGAGAUAUCACUUGAAAAUAAUCUCAUGGAUGUUUCACACUGUCUUGAAUCCUCCUCUGUGACCUGUUCUGCAGCUCUGUCUGUCAUCUCCAGGCUUACAGAUGUAUCAGUUUCCAAGAGGUUGAGUACUGAGAGCAACAGAAUGCCGGAGAAAUACUCUGUUGGGCUUGAAAGCUCCCUGAUAUUUAAAGAAAUGCCUGCAGAGGAAAUACCUGGGGAAACAAACCAGGUGGAGUCAAGUUCUCGGAGCUCACCUUCACAGGAACCUGAGAUCAUGCCACUACACGACUUGACCAAUACCAAGACUCUGCCUUCCUCCAGCUCUGAAGAAGGGUUAGGGCGCCCAUCCAGGAAGAGACGGGACCCACCCAGCUAUGCAGAGCCAAAAAUCAACAGGAAACUGAGGCGGGGUGACCCAUUUACAGACAUGGCGUUCCUCCAAUCUCCUCCCUACAAAACCAAAAAGAAGAAAAUUGCCAAAGCCAAGGGGAAGGCCAAGAAGAUCAAUAAGGAAAAAGAAAUGCUUUCUGAAGGAUGUUCCAGAGCCAAGUCACAGAAGCUAAUAAUGGGAAAAGAUACGGAGCCAGAAGUAAAAUAGUGGUUGAGCGGGCAGUCCCUAGGGCUUGUGCAUCUUUGCUAGACUGUUUCUGAUGUUUUGCAUAACAGCCUAUUUUUAAUAUUAAAGUAUA